AUGAGCAGAGGUGAUAAAAAUGAAAAACCACGUUUAAUUUUAUUACAAUCGUAUAACAACACACCGCUCCAGCACUGGAAUAAAAGGAUAAGAUCUGGAAGAGUGUCACAAAUAAUCGAUCAAGAUUUACAAAGUCCCGUAUUGGAAAUCACGAGUUGGAAAUCAUCUCAAACGUACAUAACGAGUCCGGCGGAUCCUAAGAAAACUCUCGGAAUAAAAGCUCCAUAUUUACAUUUGAGAGUUAAAAACCUGUUGAAAAAUUUCCUUUUUAACGUUUUGGUUUUGGACGAUCGUAACGUUAAAAGGAGGUUCAAAGCUUCGACGAAAGUCAAAACGGCUUUAUCGAAACCGUACCUGUGUAAGGUACCAUUGACUUUGGAUUCAGGUUGGAACGAAAUAACGAUUCCACUCAUGGAAUUCACUAAAAAAGCUUAUGGUACUAAGUUUGUCGAAGCUUUGAUCGUACAAAUUCAUGCCAAUUGCAGAAUAGAAAAAAUUUUUUUCACAUACACCGACACCAUUUUGUAUUUUAUUAUUACAAGAGUUUUUAAGAAAGAGGGAAAAACUAAUAAUAAUAAUAAUAAUAAUAAUAAUAGUAGUCACAAAUAG
This is a messenger RNA of Pediculus humanus corporis (human body louse), 609 nucleotides long. RefSeq names its product orf protein, putative. Lineage: Eukaryota; Metazoa; Arthropoda; Insecta; Psocodea; Pediculidae. The coding region runs from base 1 to 609 and encodes 202 amino acids. The transcript has 2 exons. The record is from RefSeq and is a predicted model, not a curated record. Gene Ontology annotation, cellular component: ciliary basal body; motile cilium. Gene Ontology annotation, biological process: cilium assembly; regulation of cilium beat frequency involved in ciliary motility; positive regulation of cell motility.